AUGACUACAGCAGUUGGCUUCGGUAGCUACCAGCAGCAGCACACGGGGAGAAUUGCAGUGUUAUAAACAAAUGCACAUUGCACGUAUUUCGAAUGAGGAUUGUCGAAACAGGAUAAUGUGUCCAGUCACCACGUUGAGCAUCUAGUAUAGGUGCUUACUAGAAGACUGUUUGUCCUUUCGAGGCAGAAGAAUAUCUUAAAAGGAUUACGAGGACAGUGACAUUUAUUUUGAAGCUCGUCUGUUGUUACCUUAUGUAUUGCGAUUAAAAUAAAACGAAGACAUGACGGAGCUAAGAAGGCGAGGAGGUGGCGGAGACCCCGACAGUACAGAUAACACCAGUGACAAGGAGGCUGAUGGCGAGGACAGGCUGGGCCUGGCGGGGGACACGGAGGGAGACUGUGAGGGAGACUCUAAAGGAGACUCUCAGGACGUUCCGCCCCCGACAGACAACACUCCUCAGUGUCUCAACAAGGCUCUGGAGGGGCUGCCGCCCAGAUGGAAGAAUUAUUGGAUACGAGGGGUGUUGUCGUUAGCGAUGAUAACUGGCUUCUUCCUUAUCAUCUACCUAGGACCUAUAAUGCUUAUAUUUGUGGUGAUGAGCAUCCAGAUCAAGUGUUUCCAGGAGAUCAUCACCAUCGGUUACAGAGUCUACCGCUCCUACGAGCUGCCCUGGUUCAGGACCCUCAGCUGGUACUUCCUGGUGUGUGUGAACUACUUCUUCUAUGGGGAGACGGUGGCAGACUACUUUGGGGCGCUGGUGCAGAGAGAGGAGCCGCUGCAGUUCCUGGUGCGCUACCAUCGCUUCAUCUCCUUCGCCAUGUACCUAGGAGGUUUCUGCAUGUUCGUUCUGAGUCUAGUGAAGAAGCAAUAUCGGCUGCAGUUCUACAUGUUUGCUUGGACCCACGUGACCUUGCUGAUUGUGGUAACUCAGUCCCACCUUGUCAUUCAGAACCUGUUUGAAGGGAUGAUAUGGUUUAUAGUCCCCAUCUCCAUAGUGAUCUGUAAUGACAUCAUGGCCUACCUGUUUGGAUUCUUCUUUGGUAGAACUCCGCUGAUUAAGCUCUCUCCCAAGAAGACGUGGGAGGGAUUCAUCGGAGGCUUCUUCGCCACAGUGGUGUUUGGGUUCCUUCUGUCGUAUCUCCUGGCUCAGUUCCAGUACUUUGUGUGUCCGGUGGAGUACAACAGCGAGACCAACAGGUUUGCGGUGGACUGCCAGCCCUCAGACAUCUUCGUGAUUCAGGAGUACACCCUCCCUGUCGUGAUUCAGAACAUCCUGGGAUGGGAGACGGUGCAGCUGUACCCGUACCAGAUCCACAGCGUGGCACUGUCCUCCUUCGGCUCGCUCAUCGGCCCGUUCGGGGGCUUCUUCGCCAGCGGCUUCAAACGGGCCUUCAAGAUCAAGGACUUUGCUGACACCAUCCCUGGUCACGGAGGAAUCAUGGACCGCUUCGACUGCCAGUAUCUGAUGGCCACGUUCACGCAUGUUUACAUAGGCAGCUUCAUCAGAGGGCCCAACCCCAGCAAGGUGUUGCAGCAGCUGCUGGUGUUGCAGCCUGCACAGCAGCUGAACAUCUUCAACACGCUGCGCUCUCACCUGAGAGACAGCGGCAUGCUGCCCCCUGCUGUCCUGGAGACCCAGUAAACAUCCUCUGUGCGUGUGUGUGUGUGCGAGCGCACGAGCAGAGUGCGUGUGUGAGUGAUCAGACGCAUGUUUGAUCUUUGUCCUCUUCCGGGAAUCCAUCACCAACACACCUACUUAUCUUGUCUGGUUUCGUAUUUUCCUCCAAGCAUCAUUACUGUGAACUAAGAACCAAGGUGUCACUUUAUCAGAAGUCAGUCGCUUCAGCCUGGACUUGCAUGACACACACACACAUUCAGAAUCACAAUAACAAAACAACUAUACAAUUGUCAUGCUUAACAAACUGACAGCACCUUUUCUAAAGACACUGGCACUGAAGAAGAUAAGAAAAAAAACGAAAAAAAAAACGUCUUCGCUAACAAAAUGGAUUCAAGCACACGAUUUAUUAUCAACGCUGGGGCUGUAACCAGGGCGUUUCCAU
Messenger RNA from Osmerus eperlanus (European smelt), 2060 nucleotides. RefSeq names its product CDP-diacylglycerol synthase (phosphatidate cytidylyltransferase) 1 (gene cds1). The transcript is spliced from 13 exons. Gene Ontology annotation, cellular component: endoplasmic reticulum membrane. The record is from RefSeq and is a predicted model, not a curated record. NCBI's taxonomy places the organism in Eukaryota, Metazoa, Chordata, Actinopteri, Osmeriformes, Osmeridae. Bases 281 to 1642 code for a protein of 453 amino acids. Gene Ontology annotation, molecular function: phosphatidate cytidylyltransferase activity.